AAGCAAUUUGAUAGAUACAUUUCUUAGUAAAGAAGUCAAUCCAUCAUCCCAAGCAAUUUGAUAGUACCCAAAAUUCCACCAUUUUAAAUUCUUCAUCUUAUUUUUUACAGGUCCUAUAUUCGAUUCCCAAAAAAGCGAUCAUGAAACUGAAUCACAUAGCAGUGCCAUUGCUAUUUCUUCUUCUUGCUGCCUUCGAUUUGGGGUUUUCCAUUGAAGACCCAUUUAUCAGGAUGAAACUGGGAGGCGUUCGUGAUUACAUCGGCUCACAGAACCGCGUUGAAAUCGAAUCUCUCGCUCGUUUUGCAGUUCAAGAACACAACAACAAAGAGAAUGGUCUUUUGGAAUUUGACCGAGUGUUGAAAGCUAAAGAACAGGUAGUUGCUGGUAAAUUGUAUCAUCUUACAUUGGAAGCCAUUGAUGGUGGCAAGAAGAAGGUUUAUGAAGCCAAAGUGUGGGUGAAGCCUUGGAUGAACUUCAAACAGUUGCAGGAAUUCAAGCUAUGCACAUGAUUCAUCUUCAGCUUGAAACUCUGCAUUGGGAAUCGUUUUGAUGUGCCUUCUUUAUGGAACUCUGCAACACUCGAGCUUCUUAAAGUAAUGGUUCUGAUAGAAAACACAGUGUUUCCCUUAUUUUCUCCUGCCACAUAAUUUGCUCCAGUUUUAGCACUAGCAACAGCUUGAGCAGGGUAUUUCCCGUCGGAAAACUCACUCAAAUUUGCGUCCCCUCUAAUUAUUUCCCUGUUUUCGACUAAUUGCGCUACCUCCAUCAUUUUGGUAAGCCCUUUCGGAGGGCAGAAGGCUACUUCUGCUUUGAUCAAGGGAAAAAGUCCGUUCAUAAACGUUUCUUCCACUACUCUUUCCUGAAGAUCUGAUAGUGGAGCUACUAAUUUGUCAAACAAAUUUAUAUACUCUUCUACUGUUGUUUCUUGUUUAAUCUACUAAAAUCUACCGCAAAUCGAUCAUUCUCUAGUAGAUCUGAAUCGAACUAACAUUCUUUCUUUUAAAUUUGACCAACUAACAAAUUUAUCUUUUUCCUCUUGUGAUCGAUACCAGUUGAAGGCUG
Molecule: messenger RNA, 1062 nt
Organism: Cucumis melo (muskmelon)
Lineage: Eukaryota; Viridiplantae; Streptophyta; Magnoliopsida; Cucurbitales; Cucurbitaceae
Product: cysteine proteinase inhibitor A
Exons: 3
Coding region: 141-509 (122 amino acids)
Molecular function (GO): cysteine-type endopeptidase inhibitor activity
Source: RefSeq, a predicted model, not a curated record